Molecule: messenger RNA, 495 nt
Organism: Aspergillus ruber CBS 135680
Lineage: Eukaryota; Fungi; Ascomycota; Eurotiomycetes; Eurotiales; Aspergillaceae
Product: MGMT family protein
Exons: 3
Coding region: 106-495 (129 amino acids)
Biological process (GO): DNA repair
Molecular function (GO): catalytic activity
Source: RefSeq, a predicted model, not a curated record
CUCCCCGAACUCAAUACCCAUGCAAUAUACACUUUCCUCUCAGCAAUAACAAAUCCCUCCCCAUAAAUUCUAAUACAACACCCAGGCCACAUACAAUAGAAACAGAUGCCCCGCUCCGAAGAAGCCGAAUGGUGGAUCAACGCCGUCCACGAAGCCGUCCAACUCAUCCCCACCGGCACGGUAACGACUUACGGCCAUAUCGCCUUAUAUCUCGGUGAACCAAAACGAGCACGCCAGGUGGGAAUCGCACUGAAACAUCUACCCGCGGAAGAAUCCGGGGAAUACUUUCAUGCGGGAAAUGUGCCGUGGCAGAGGGUUAUCAAUUCAAAGGGGAUGAUUUCGCACCGUGAACCUGGAGGCGCAGAGCGACAAGCAGACGUUCUUCGCGGGGAGGGCGUGAAGGUAGAGACAGAUGCGAUGGGCGAGUUUUACGUGGAUCUAGUCCGGUAUGGCUGGUUUCCUAAUCCAGAGACUGAAAGUGAAGAAGAGCCAUAG